This is a messenger RNA of Silurus meridionalis, 3041 nucleotides long. RefSeq names its product interleukin-13 receptor subunit alpha-2-like. NCBI's taxonomy places the organism in Eukaryota, Metazoa, Chordata, Actinopteri, Siluriformes, Siluridae. The coding region runs from base 139 to 1392 and encodes 417 amino acids. The transcript has 11 exons. The record is from RefSeq and is a predicted model, not a curated record. Gene Ontology annotation, molecular function: protein binding.
ACUUCUACUGACAAGCCAAGAGACGCAGAUUAGAGCUGGUUUUCUUUCAGUCACACUCACAACACUCUGGGAUACGGACGUAACUCUGGGGCUAUCAGAGGUUUACUGAGGACACUUUGCCCCAUCAGUGAGCUGAUUAUGGUGCUCCCCGGCUGGGGUGGUUCUGUGCUGCUGAUGUGCAUGUCCUUCGCCCUGGAUGGACUUGCCAGCUUGUCAGGCGAUUUGCCACCACCGGAAAACCUCAGCUUGUCAUGGGACUCGAGCGUUUUGUCUCUGCGUGUAAACUGGAGAGAACCAGUCGGCUUGGGCACAGACUGUAAAGUGAACUAUACUAUAGCAAUAUAUAAUGAGCAAAAAUGUCCUCCCAGAAGCAAUACUUCAGAAAAACAUCGAACAGAUCGUUUAAACUUUGAACAUUCCAUUUCUAAAGAGGAUGAAAUAUGUGUCGGCAUAACAACGAACCCAAUGGACUGCGAAAACAAAAAGGCCAGCAAAGAAGUAUACAAACAUCUCUCUCCACCUCGAGCCUUAGUGAAGAACUUCAAUUGUGUCUACUAUGCGAAUGAAACAAUGAACUGCACAUGGACUGUAGUCAAAAGUACUCCCGACCUUCAGCUGUUUUACAGGGAAGAGCAAAAUAACAAAGCCAUCCUAAAGCAUUGUAUGUCAUAUAUCACCUAUGGAAACAUGAAGACAGGCUGCCACCUGCAUGAUAAAGGUCUUACAUUCCAAAAAAAUGUUUACUUUGUCAUUAAUGGCACUGGAGAAAAUCAACUGAUUAACAACAGGUUUAUGGUAGACAUAAGUGAGUCAGUGAAAAUACUUAAGCCCAAGGUCAGCAUUACACAAGAAGGUGAACGCCUCCAUUUUCAAACAAUCACUUCAAAUUUCAUACCAUCACAUUGUUUGAAAUACAAGUAUUUCUACAGCAGAUGCAAAAAAGAGAGUGAAGAGGAAGCACAAGAGAUGAGCUCAGUAUAUGUGGAAUAUGACACAGGCUGCAGGUACACCGUUCGAGGGCAGGUCAUAUACUCCAGCUUAUGUGGCGGGAAACAGGAGAUUGAGAGUGACAUUAGCGAACCGGAAUAUUUUGGUGAGGAUGGUGACCCAAAUUUGCCAUUUAAAGUAGCUAUGAUCAUCACCCCUGUAAUGGUAUGCUGCAGUCUCAUUGUAGCUAUAGUGCUCUUUAGGAGAAACAAGGACAUAAUUCUCCCAAAGAUUCCUGAACCAUCCAUGUUUUUCAAAGAUAUGCUUAACAGUACUACUGAUGGACUUUCUAAGAGCCUGGGUGGAGGAAAACUCUAUGUGCCUGUUAAAGAGAUCGUUGCAAGUGGAGUGAAUGUCGAGCCAAAAUCUGCACUUUUACACCCAAACCAUGAGAGCUGCAUUUAAAUUACACAUUGCUCUUCUCUGAACAUGGCCAGUAGUGGACUCACAGUGACAAAACCAGACUUGCAGUUUAGACAUAAAUCUAUGCACAACACUGUUGCUUGUAGAGCCAUUUAGUUCAGUGCACUCCUUUAGUCUUCAUGCGCAGUUACUUCAGGUACAAGGACUGCGUUGCAUUCACGUUUGCAUUGGAUAGGUUGUGGUUUGCUAAAUAGCUGUCUGAGUUCACGUUCGAAUGAGAAAGUCAUCAAAGACAAGCUCAGCCACAACAGGCAGUGGGUUCUGAAACAGUGCUUAUCUUUUUUCAGUGAAGUUAAGAACUCUAUGAUGUGCCUGCAAACAGCAUUACUCAGGAAUAUAGAUAUAUUUGCCCACUUGGUUCACAGUGGAAAGGGAAACGGGUAACUAUGUAAAUAAGGAACACUGAACAUGUACACAAUAAUUUUGCAGCAUCCGUACCCCAUUUUGUACAUAAAUAGAAACUUCAGUCUAAUAUUAUUAGGAUGUAUAGUGUUAAUAGUAAUAUAUGUAAAUACUGGUAGACGAAAAGUUUUUCUACAUAGUUUGCUCUGUAAAUAAAAAAAAAGUUUAUGGUUAACUACGGUGAUGAGCGUUAUCCAUUAAAUUCUUUUUACCAGUCUGCCUAACCCCACAAGGUCUUGGCUAUUAUUCGAUUACACGUCAUAAAGCAUAAAAUCACCACCAUUAUUUAUUACCUACUGUGAAAAUAAUGUAAAUACAAGCAUAAAGACUGUUAUUGUACACUCACCAAGGUCGGGUUUUGGGGUGAAGCCAUGAGGAAGUAGACAAGUGGAUUUUGAAAGUAUAAUUUUCACAUGACCAUUUUGUACAUAAUUCCCCAGGGGAGUGAAGCAGCUCCAGAAGACGGUCCUUAGUUUACAAUAGAAACAAUCUGUCUUGAUUAGAAGGCAGAAAUAUCCUGAUCUCUGCAAAAACUGAUGAGAGAAGGUUAAUAAAGAUUAAGUUCUUAUUUAUACACAACCAUUCACACAUUGUGUCCGUUUAUUUUAUAUUCAAUAGCUUUCUGACUCUGUUGUUAAGAAUCUAUGACAGUUUGAUUAAGUGAACCUAAUGAACAAUUUAACCAAAUGAAAAGCAAAAAAAUGAUACAGAUGUGAACUAUAAUAUAGCUUUGGAUAGAUUUAUUAAAGGCAUGCUGCAUUUACAUUUUUGUGAUAUUCAUUUAAAUAUAAAAACUUUUAGUCUGAUUCCUUAAGCCACAGCUGCUAUUGCGAAAUAACCUCUGAGUAUCAGCUGUUAUGAGGUUUAAACUGUAUAAAGGGCUUAUUAUGUAGCUGGAGUUUUUCCACAUUAGAAGAACAUAUUCUGUAGGACCUACAUGGUAAUAAAUAUAAACUUAUGUAAUGUUAAAAGAAAGGAUUAAUCUUAGUGUCUGUUGUCAUGAGGAGCCUAGAAGCUUAACCUAAUCUAAAAGGGCCUCCCAUGUUUGUACUUAAUGUCUUCACUUCCUGCUUAGUUCAGUUUCUCCUCUGGCCUGGAACAUAAAGAAACUAUCUCUCAAGCUUAUAAUGAACUGAUAAUGUGUGGCUUAUGCAACGCAUGGGAUAGAUCCAUUCUGUGGUCAAAGAAAUUGAUGUUUUCCAUCCUGAAUAAAGCUAUUAUGAGUGUAA